This is a messenger RNA of Closterium sp. Naga37s-1, 2724 nucleotides long. NCBI's taxonomy places the organism in Eukaryota, Viridiplantae, Streptophyta, Zygnematophyceae, Desmidiales, Closteriaceae. The record is from the annotation of a GenBank genome assembly.
UUCGGCCAUGGUCAGUCCAACCCCACUUACCUCCUGGAAGUGUCUUCCGCUCAUCAUGGCUCCCAGCCCGCCAGAUUCGUGCUCCGAAAGAAACCCCCUGGUCACCUGCUCAAGUCCGCCCACGCCGUGGAGCGAGAAUUCCAGGUGCUGGCAGCGCUGGGCUCACAGGCUGGAGGGGCAACUGUGCCCGUGCCAGCAGUGCACGCCCUCUGCACCGACCCCUCCGUUAUAGGCACGCCCUUUUACAUCAUGGACUUCGUCCCUGGUCGCAUCUUCACCAACCCUUGCCUCCCUGAUCUACCACCUGCCGCCCGGACGCAGAUCUACACCGCCAUGGCCGGCACCCUUGCCGCCCUGCACUCCGCCCGCCUGCCCCAGCUACAAAAAGAUGGGUUCGGCCGCCCGGACAGCUACUGCCGGCGGCAAGUGGAGCGGUGGGCAAAGCAGUACGAGGCGUCAAUGAAAUCCAUAGGGGAGGAAUUUAGGGAGGAGGAUGGGAGGAUGAGGGGGCUGAUUGCGUGGCUGAGGGAGAAUGUGCCCGGGGAAGAUGCAGCAGCAGAGGGGGUGAUGCGAGGCGUGGUGCAUGGGGACUUUCGGCUCGAUAACCUCGUGUUUCACCCCACAGAGCCGCGAGUGGUGGCAGUACUGGACUGGGAGCUCUCGACCCUGGGAAACCAGAUGUCUGACGUCGCGUACUGCUGCCUCCCAUACCACCUGCCGCCAUCCCAGCCGGGGGCCAUGCUGCCAUCCCUAGGCAUCACCCAACUGCCCGGUGGGCCUCCAGCAGGAUCUCUGCCCGGUGGGCCUCCAGCAGGAUCCCUGCCCGCUGGCAUCCCCUCUGAGGCGCAGUUCGUGCGCGCAUACUGCCACGAGAUACAGCGCCUGCAGGGCGUCAGCCUAUGGCCCGGUGACACAUGGCGCUUCUACGUGGCCCUUUCGCUGUUCCGCGGCGCUGCUAUCUUCACGGGGAUUUACCAACGAGCACUGCAGGGCAAUGCAUCCUCCAGCAGGGCAGGCCAGGCCGGCCGUCAGGUGGCGGGUCUGAUAGCAUGCGCCCUGCACGUGGUGCACUCGCCCCCCUCCAUUCCUGCCCGACCACCACAAGGCAGCAGCAGCAUCAGUGGUUCAAGCGGCGCAGUGGGUAUUGCAGGGGGUUGGGAUGGAUCCAGUGCGGUUCCAGCAUCGCCAUCCCAUCCUGUGGGGCUGGCGCCCAGCCCGCGAGCCGAGGCACUGAGGAGGCGAGUGGCGGAGUUUGUAACGCAAGAGGUGUUGCCUAUAGAGGGGAUAUUGGAGGAACAUGCAGUGGGGGAGGCACGGUGGACUAUUCACCCCCUGGUGGAGCAACUGAAGGGGAAGGCCAAGCAGGCUGGGCUUUGGAACCUGUGGAUUCCCGCUCUGGAUGCGGGAGUGCCAGUGACGCCUGUCCUUGGGGAGUGUCAGAGCCGGGGGCUGCUGGGGGGGGGGCUGUCGAAUCUGGACUAUGCGCACGUGUGCAAGGAGAUGGGCAAGAGCGUGUGGGCGCCUGAGCUCUUCAACUGCUCUGCGCCCGACACCGGCAACAUGGAGGUUCUCUUGCGCUACGGCAACGAGCAGCAGCAGCGGGAGUGGCUGGUGCCUCUGCUGGAGGGCAAGAUCCGUUCGUGCUUCGCCAUGACAGAGCCACGAGUGGCGUCCAGCGAUGCCACCAACAUCGAGGCUCGGAUAGAAAGUGCGGGCGACCACUACAUCCUACACGGCCACAAGUGGUGGGCCAGUGGCGCCAGCGACCCGCGCUGCAAAGUGGCAAUCUUCAUGGGCAAGCACCCCGAGCGAGCUGCUCCCUCCGGCGCCCACUCCGCGCCCGCACACAGGCAGCAUUCCAUGCUGCUCGUGCCCAUGAGUGCUCCUGGGGUGACUGUAGUGCGCCCGCUGCUGGUGUUUGGAUAUGAUGAUGCGCCUCAUGGGCACUCGGAGGUGCUGUUUGAGGGGGUUAAGGUGCCCAAGACAAGUGUGCUGCUGGGUGAAGGCCGAGGCUUUGAGAUUGCUCAGGGUCGUUUAGGCCCGGGUCGGCUGCACCACUGCAUGCGGCUCAUAGGGGCCACAGAGCGAGCCAUGGACUGCAUGCUCCAACGCGCACUCUCCCGGGUGGCGUUCGGGCGGCCGCUGGGCGGCAACGAGUCGGUGAUGAGGGAUACUGCCGAAUGCCGCAUCACGCUGGAGGCGGCGCGACUGCUGGUGCUGCAGGCGGCUGCUGAGUUAGACGCCAAGGGGAACAAGGAGGCCCGGAUCGCUAUCGCUAUGGCCAAGGUGGCUGCCCCCCGGGCAGCUCAAAAAGUUCUGGACAGGGCGAUCCAGGUGCACGGGGGUGGGGGGGUGAGCUCGGACUUCCCUCUUGCCCGCCUGUGGACGGCAGCUCGCACUCUGCGCAUCGCUGACGGUCCAGAUGAGGUGCACCUGGCUUCCAUUGGGAAGAAGGAGCUGCGAGAUUGGCAGAAGAGGAUGAUGGGGGGUGGGAGCAGUGGCAGCUCGGAAUUGGAGGCGGAGAGUGGAAAGGGGGGUUUAGCUCGGACGUUCUGUCUCGCCCGCAUGUGGACAGCAGCUCGCACUCUGCGCAUCACCGACGGUCCAGAUGAGGUGCACCUGGCCUCCAUUGGAAAGAAGGAGCUGCGAGAUUGGCAGAAGAGGAUGAUGGGGGGUGGGAGCAGUGGCAGCUCGGGUAAUAGUGGAGCGUCAGCCCGCUUGUAG